UACAUAAAUUCUGUUUCUCCAAUCCAUCAAUGGCGGAUUCACCUGAAAACCCCACCGCCGCCGCUGCAGAAUCCCACCACGAUGCUCCUCCCGACAUCGAAAACCCGCCGGCGGCGGAGUUGGAGGUGGUGGUGGAGGCAGAGGCCGAGCACAUCAACGACAGCGACGCCGACGACGAUGUCUACCAUCGAAUUUACAGAGUUACCCCUUACAUGCGCCGCCACAGCCGCAAUAACCGGCAGGUGUACGACCCGGUGGUGCUCUCGCUGGGCCCCUACCACCACGGCAAACGCCAUCUCCGGCCGAUGGAGAAACAAAAAGAGAAGGUCCUUAAAAAUUUCGUCGAGGCCAGCAAGGCUUGGGACAAAAAUAAAGACCGGAAGUUCUUCCACGACAAGAUCAUCUCAAACAUAGAAAAGAUCAAAAAGAAUUACGAGAAGGUUCCCUUCAGCAACGAGAAACUGGCAGAGAUCAUCCUCCGCGACGCAUGUUUCCUCAUCCACUUCAUCGACGUCUUCACAAUCGGCGCGGCACAACUUUUGUUCAGCGAUAAACAUGGCAUCGCCGCCGGUGUCCUAAUGCAGCGGGAUUUGUUCAUGCUCGAGAAUCAGAUCCCCUUUUGGGUCAUCAAACUGUUGCUCGAUUCUAGGCAUGGCAAGGAUAAGGCCAACAAGAUCUUGUCCGAGUAUUUAAGCUUAAUAUGCGAUCUGAUCGAUAAAAAAACUCAGCUGAAAAGCCUUCCAUGGAAGGAUGACGAACACGGCUAUUACAAAACCCGCUUGCCAAUGCAUCUUCUUGCAGCCACUCGACGAGUUUUACUGAGACGAGAGGAUAAGGUAGAUACAGAACCCUAUUUUCUUACAAAAAUCUUAGGUAGCUGCUGUAAUUGUAAAAGAAUAAUUAAUUGGACCAAGACCCCAGCCGAGGCUGACGCCGAAAGUGGCGUGAGCAAUGAUUCUGCGGAAGUUGAAAACGUUCUGGAAUUCUUAAACUUUCCAUGUCGAUCGGUGACGUAUCUUCAAGCAAAGGGGAUUUAUUUCCGGCCGAGUUCCCGGUGCUUGCUGGACAUCAAAUUCGUGUCGUACCAUGUUUACGGGGUGCUUUACCUCCCGAUUUUGGUGGUCAAUGGCAGCACCAAGGUUUUGUUCUCGAACAUGGCGGCAUUCGAGAUGUCUCCGAGGUAUCAGACGGAGGGGGAGUUUCUGUCUUACCUUAAUUUCAUGAAGCCGUUGAUGGAAACUGCCAAGGACGUGAAGGAGCUGCGGGAAAGAGGGAUAUUGUUCAGCAGUUUGGGGAGCGACGAGGAAGUGGUGAAUGUGUUCAAAGAGAUCGACACCUACGGGGCCGACAACUACAAGGAUUUCUUAGAGGUGAAGUCGGCCAUUAGCAAGCACUGUCGGAGCAAGGGGAAGACGUGGAUGGCUGAUCUUGCCCACACUUACUGCCGCAGUCCUUGGGCUGCCAUUGCCGUCUUUGCCGGAGUUUUUGUGCUCUGUCUCACUUUCCUUCAGACUUUUUACACAAUCCAUCCUGUCGAAUGAUCCAUCGAUUAGCUAUUUUUAGCCUGCCUGCC
Molecule: messenger RNA, 1573 nt
Organism: Andrographis paniculata
Lineage: Eukaryota; Viridiplantae; Streptophyta; Magnoliopsida; Lamiales; Acanthaceae
Product: UPF0481 protein At3g47200-like
Exons: 1
Coding region: 30-1541 (503 amino acids)
Source: RefSeq, a predicted model, not a curated record